AUGGCAGUGUCCAUAGCUGCCACCGGGGCUCCGCACGCAAAGGCGCCGAUUGCGGGCAAGCCCCUUCGACUUCGACUACAGGGGAUUCCUCGAGCCGAGCGCUCCUUUGGAAGAUGCCAAGCUGCCGGGCUUGUUGCCGGCGUUGCCCCUGUCCUCGCAGCGAGGCAGACAAGGCGGGAGCGCAUCGCGAGAGCUGCCGAGCCUGGUGGCGUGCGGCAGGCGAAGAAAGCGAGCCAGCCUGACCGGCAGGCAGCACUGGCAAUGAGCAUGUACGGGCAGAAGAUCAUCGGGGCUGACAAGACGGUCCCCGAAGUGGUCCCCGCAGAACUCCUCGAGGGAGAGUUUGGCAAGGAGUUGGAAGCUGCCAUGGAGGCCAUGGUGGAGGUCCUACACAUGCUCUGCCUAGGGACACUCAUCCUGGAGGAUGUCAAGGACAAAUCAACCGUCGGUUUGUAUGGUUACAAGCUGGAAGAGAACUAUGUCCGGGAGGAAACCACAAUGCCAGCAGCUGCUGUGACAUGCUAUAUCCUGAAGAUGUUGAAGGAGAAGUUCCCCGAGGACGUGGUCAUAUCCGACCAGAACCCCGAGCUCUUGUCAAACGAUGAGAAGUUUGCGGAGGCUGUGGCAUCUUUCCUCUCGAGCUUCGACUUGAUUCCCGAGGCAGAUGCUGCAAGUGCGUCAAAGUGGCAUGGCCUCUGCCAAUCGUAUCCAGCGGAUGCAGAGACUGCCCCUGACAGAUAUUGGGUUUUCAAUCCUGUGGACACAGCCACCGAGUUUCGUGACGCCAAACAGUUCUGCAGCACGCUGUGCCUGAUGAAAGGGGGUGAGCCAAUUGUAAGUGUCGUUGGCUGCCCCAUGCUCAGCUUCGACCAUCCGAGCCGCACCACAAGCCACCCGUCAGGCAGCAGCAUCUUCUAUGCUGUUAAAGGACAGGGGGCAUGGACGCAGUGCGUCAUCAUGGAAAGGCAGACCGGAAUCUACCUGGGCCGGUAUGGACUGAAGGGCAAGUCCUUGAAGCUGGAUGUCUCACAGAAGAUCAAGCGUGGCAACGAUGGCCUCUACGAUAUGCUUGGAACGGAGCAGCUGCGCAUCGCACAGCAUGCACGGAUGCGCCAGGACAUCUUCCUGGACUCCGAGCGAAUCGCGAAGCUGCUUGGCUCGGAGUUUGCAAAGUUCCACUUCGUCAACAACGCGCUGAAGUUCUGUUGGCUGGCUCGCGGAGAUGAGGAUGUGGCUUGGACAAUCACCCAAGGGCUAUAUGACAAGUCCGCGAGCCUCAAGGUCACAGAACAUGCAGCAGGCGUUCUCGUGGCGAUGGAGUCAGGGGCGGCAGUGGCAGACCUCGAUGGCAAGGACAUCGACUGGUCCUGCGGCCCCCUGCUUUCUAAGAAUCGCGGCCUCUUUGCGACGGAUCCGAAGAAGGUCCCCAAGCAAGGCUUGAUCAAUGCUGUCAAAGAAGCCACCGACAAGUCGGAGGUACUCUACGAAGAUAGAUGUGAGAAGAGGAAAGAGAAGGCCGCGAUGCUGCGGAAAAUCUUCGAGAAUCUUGCCAAUCACGCCGAGACACCAGAAGAGUUGAAGGGAGCCGAAAUGGUUCGGAAGAAGGGUAUUGAGAUGCUGGACGACGAGGAAGAGAUGAUGAAGCUUACCCAAGAAUCCAUGAACCGAAAUGAGACAAGCAGAAUGGGGGCUCCUCCAACGCCUGAUCCAGACGCGCUGGAGGGUCGUGCGUUUCGCCAGCUGAGUCGGAGUGCGCCGCUGCGCCUGCGGAUGGGAAUCCGCUUCCAGGCCUGCAGCCGAGUCAAGACGCAGCGCAUGUCAAUGUACCGUGAAGUGUCCAUCGUGGCCGUGACCCACUUAUUUUCCUCAAAGGCGCGAAUCCUGGGCAUGGCCCAGAGUAGCAGCUUUGAAGACGAUGAUGUCUUCUUUGCAAGCCUCUUGGAUGACGGGCUGCCCGAAGGUCCGACGGCUCCCAAGCAACCCGGUGCCGGUGAAGCUGAAGCUGGACUCGCUUCCAUCGAGGACGAGACAGGCCUCGAGAGUGUGGCCUCCAGUGUGCCACCUGCAGAUCUGGAUUUUUCCGCAGAGGACCUUUCACUGAGAGCGGUCUUGAUCGGUUUUUAUAGAGCUAGAAACCCUUCAAAUCUGUCAAGCAUCAAUGCAGUGGUGCGCCGGUUCCGCAGCGGGGGCAUCGCCGACUUGUGGGCACAGCUGGCUGUCAAAUAUGCCGUGCCCCCCGGGGAGGCCGUGGACCUACUGGCAAGAACGAUUUAUGCGUCGAGCAUCGAAGACGAUGACGUGGAGAGCUUGCUCCAGAAGCUACGCCUGCGUGGCAGGGAACUGGAAACCGCCAUCACUGAAGGGCAUCUAAGUGCGACUCGUGCUCUGUGCUCUCGUGGCAUUCAGCCCGAAUUGCGGGCACAGUGUUGGAAGGCGCUUCUGGGGUAUUUGCCUCCCGGAGGGCACACCCACUGGGGGGCGAUUCUCCAGCGCAAACGCAGUGAAUUUCAUGAGCGAUUGGCCGAGUUCCUGGACUCGACAGGAACACUGAAGUCGGAGGACCCGCGUCAAAGCGAGAUGUUGGACACUGUGAAGGACGAAGUCGACCUUACGCUUCGCAGAUGUCAGGUUGGUGUGAAGGCUGAAUCUCUGGUUUCAAUUGUCUUCCUGUUUCUGGUUGUCGAGGGUUUAGAUUAUGUGAAAGGAAUGAGCGACAUGGCCGCCAUCAUCGUCCAUGUUUUGAGCCAAGAUGGCGAUUAUUCAGAUGCGGAUUCAUAUUGGUGUUUUGCUGCGCUUGUUGCCGAGUUGAAGACUCGAAUGACAAACGUUGAGCGUACGUCGGCGUUUGUACAUGGCUUGGUCGGAACUCGUAGCAGUGUUCUGAGCAGGUAUGAUGCUGAGCUUUCGGGCCACUUUGCGGCCUUAGAGUUUGAGCCCGGCGUUGUCGUUCUGAGAUGGUUCAUGCUGCUGUUCGCCGAAGCUUCGCCGGAGUCCUUGGGUGACGCCGUGAUGUGGUGGGACGCCUUCCUAGCAGACCCGAACCGCUUCGAGCUUCCAGGCUACGCUUGCGUGGCCUUGUUGCUGGAACAUCGCGAGGACUUGCUCGAGGCGGAAAACGUCCUGGACCUGGCAGAGAAGCUGCAAAGCCUACCCCUCCAAGAGGGCUUCAGCUCAGUGAUUCGGAAGGCUUGGGCCGUUUGCCUGUUUGAGAGGCGCACGGCUCCGCCGCAGUUCCCUCCUCCCUCGACUGCAGAGGUGGUGAGGGACAUGGAUCCAUCCCAGCACGGCGGCUGGGAGGUGAGCAACCUCAAAGGCUAUCGUGAGACACGGCUUGGCAGGAUGCCGCUGCGAGUUGCCAGCAUUGUGUCCUGGCAUUCCUAUUGGGCCGCAUUCCGUGUUCACGUACAGAAGUACGAUUCCGAAGACAAGGUCAUCAUUGAUCGACAGCUCCUGACCAAGAAGAUGUCUACAGCUGUUGAGAAGCAGAGGCGAGGAGAAGCAAGGCAGCUUUCCAGCGGACGCUUUCACGUCACGGCACACAGCCGUCGACAACAGGCAGUCGACAAACGGAAGCGCAUCAAGGUCGUUCGGAAGCAGGCCGACUUGCUGCCCGCUGUUGUCAUGAAGCCAGUGGCUUCUCCGACUUUGCCCCGAUACACCUUAAUCUUCCUGCACGGGAUGGCAGGGCCUGAGGUUGUGUAUCUCUCAGGAUAUGCCGACAGGCCUCACUACUUCCAUGAUGGGAGCGCGGCUCUCAAGGUGCUCAUUCCAACGGCACCGCUCCGUGAGAUCAGCUGCUUCGACACCUGGUGGUCCAAGGUGAAGAGCCGGGAUGUGAAGGGGGGCCGUUGGAGAUUGGAGAAGUUCAACUCCUGGUACGACUACAUCAGCAACCGCGGUGGUCGCAAAGAGGAUGCCAUUGAUAUCGACUCCUUGCACCGAACGCAAGAAUCACUUCAUGAGAUCAUCGCUCGCGAGGCAGAAGAGCUGGGCGGACGCAGUGAUCGGUGCCUUGGUCAAAAUAGGAAUCAGAAGUCUACAUCUUUGCUGAACUUUUGA
Molecule: messenger RNA, 4059 nt
Organism: Symbiodinium necroappetens
Lineage: Eukaryota; Dinophyceae; Suessiales; Symbiodiniaceae
Source: the annotation of a GenBank genome assembly